Messenger RNA from Saccostrea cuccullata (small rock oyster), 1685 nucleotides. RefSeq names its product succinate-semialdehyde dehydrogenase, mitochondrial-like. NCBI's taxonomy places the organism in Eukaryota, Metazoa, Mollusca, Bivalvia, Ostreida, Ostreidae. Gene Ontology annotation, cellular component: mitochondrion. The transcript is spliced from 9 exons. Gene Ontology annotation, molecular function: succinate-semialdehyde dehydrogenase (NAD+) activity. The annotation marks the transcript as partial. The record is from RefSeq and is a predicted model, not a curated record. Gene Ontology annotation, biological process: GABA catabolic process.
GAGAGGAGCAUUUUGCUGAGAAAAUGGGCGAAUUUGGUCAGUGAGAACAUUAAUGAGUUAGCUAAGCUUCUCACCUCAGAGAUGGGAAAACCUCUUGCUGAGGCCAAAGGGGAGAUAACUUAUGGAGGUGGAUUUUUGGAAUUAUUUGCUGAGGAGUGUAAGCGUGUGGAAGGGGACAUAAUUCAGACUCCCAUCAAAUCACGGCGACUUCUCGUCCUGAAGCAGCCAAUCGGAGUUUCCGGAAUGAUCACACCAUGGAAUUUCCCCAAUGCCAUGAUCACUAGAAAGGCAGGUGCAGCCAUAGCAGCAGGUUGUACCGUGGUACUUAAACCUGCAGAGGAUACACCGUACUCAGCACUGGCUCUCUGUGAUUUGGCCAAGGAGGCUGGAAUUCCAGCAGGUGUGCUCAAUGUUGUUACCAGUUCCCGUAACAAUGCUGCUCAGGUUGGAAAAACCAUAUGUGAGAGCCCUCUAGUGACCAAAAUGUCAUUUACUGGAUCAACUUUCGUGGGCAAGCUACUACUCCAGCAGUGUGCCUCCACAGUAAAGAAGGUCUCCCUAGAGUUGGGGGGUAAUGCACCAUUUAUCGUGUUUGAGAGUGCAGAUUUGGACGCAGCAGUUCAAGGAGCCAUGGGAGCAAAAUUCAGGUGUUCUGGACAGACUUGUGUCUGUGCUAACAGAAUUUUCGUCCAUGAGAGUAUUUAUGAUGAAUUUGUUAAGAAGAUGGCAGCCGUAGUAGAGAAGGACUUAAAGGUGGGAGAUGGGAUCGAUCCUGCUACAACCCAGGGUCCUCUUAUCAACAAGAAGGCUAUCGAAAAGAUUGAGGGCCAUGUUCAGGAUGCUGUCAGUAAAGGGGCAAAGGUCGUAUGUGGCGGGAAAAGCAAGGGAGGUAACUUUUUCGAGCCAACCAUUCUAACAGGAGUCACCAAUGAUAUGAGAUGUGCUAAAGAGGAAAUAUUUGGACCCAUCGCUGGCAUCAUCAGGUUUAAAACUGAAGAGGAAGUAGUUGGUCUAGCAAACGCUACAACAUCUGGGCUAGCAGGUUACUUCUACUCCCGUGACCUUAGCCAGAUAUGGAGGGUUGCCGAGCGUCUGGAGUCGGGCCUUGUGGGGGUCAAUGAGGGGGUCAUUUCUGUCCCUGAUGCACCGUUUGGGGGGUGGAAGGAGUCAGGCCUAGGAAGAGAGGGGGGACGUUAUGGUAUUGAGGAGUAUCUAGAGAUAAAAUAUGUUUGUAUGGGGGGUCUACAGUAAAUAUCUAGCAGGAAAAAGUUAUAUUAGUCUGGGCUGUAAAAAAUAUACAUUUGAGAGGAGAAGUUAUUCUUAUUUUGCAACAGAAAUGUGAUUGUUAAUGAUCUGUCAUCAUAUUUUUAAUGAUUUUAUUUUUAUUUCUUCCAAUGGAAUAAAAUGUAUUUGUUACCUAUUUGACUGUGUCAAAAACUUUUUUCUUUCCCAUCUUUAAAAAAAAAAUAUUAUAUUAAAAAUAAAUUGCAAUAAUGAUGUAUUUUUAUUUUCCUGCUUUGGAAAAAGUGGGGUCUACUGGUACUUAUAGCCGCAGUCUGUAAAGUGAUAUAGCCACGGAAAAUACUUUGUCAUUACUUUAUUAUAUUGUUCUUUGAGAUGCAUUGUAUCUGCUUUUUAUUAUCACUUUGAGAAUUAUCCGAAAAUAUAGAAAUACAAUGUUUAAA